This is a messenger RNA of Drosophila grimshawi, 4855 nucleotides long. RefSeq names its product probable G-protein coupled receptor B0563.6. The transcript is spliced from 8 exons. Gene Ontology annotation, biological process: G protein-coupled receptor signaling pathway. Bases 425 to 1693 code for a protein of 422 amino acids. Lineage: Eukaryota; Metazoa; Arthropoda; Insecta; Diptera; Drosophilidae. The record is from RefSeq and is a predicted model, not a curated record. Gene Ontology annotation, molecular function: G protein-coupled receptor activity. Gene Ontology annotation, cellular component: membrane.
GACAGGGACUGCUACAGCGACAAAUAAUGCUGUCAAAGUACACGCUUGCCAAGGAAUUGAGCCAGCAAGCCAGCCAGCCAGGCAACCAGGCAACCAGUGAGUCCGUCAGCAACUCAGUCAGCUGCUUGCCCUCGGAGCAGUGAAAUACGCAACACGUGUCAGGAGCAACAGGACGACAGUAAAAUAAUUUUAAGUCAAACAGUGAAGACUGUUAAUCUCGCUUCUUGGAGGAGUUAAACAAAUUCGCAGCUCAGCACAACAGCCAUUGUGCAAAGCCCAAUAUCUGCAGCAGACGUAUUAACGUUUUCUUUCAGCCAAGAGCCCUGGUUGUAUUAAAGUUACCAAGCUGCGGCCACGGGGGGCAGCGAUAUUUGAAUUAACGUCUACUGCGAGCGUCAACACCAUAACGGUCUCUCCGCAAAAUAUGAUAACAAGACUCUACAACACCGAGGAGGAUCCCGUCUAUUGCUCAUUCGUCUGGGGGGCAAACGUAAGCAACGGCAGGAGCCAUGCCGCCAACUCGAGCGCCUUGUAUCCUGACGACAUGCGGGAUGACUGGUUUGCGGAUGCCGAGGAUCCGCGCACCGAAUUGCUGCGCCAAUACUGCUACGGAUACUUUUUGCCCUUCAUUUGCGCCUCCGGUAUCAUUGGCAAUGUUCUCAACCUAAUUGUUCUUACCCGCCGCAAUAUGCGGGGUCCGUCCUACAUUUACAUGCGAGCCUACUCCACAGCCGCACUGCUUGCCAUUGUCUUCGCAAUACCAUUUGGCAUACGCAUGCUGGUGCACAAGGAUCGCGGACAGUGGGAGGAAAUCGGGCCGGCAUUCUACACCGCACAUCUGGAGCUUUUCCUUGGCAAUGGAUGUUUGGGUGUCGGUGUUAUGAUGCUCUUGGUGCUUACCAUUGAGCGCUAUGUCUCCGUUUGCCGCCCAGGAGCCACGCGGCCUGCUAUAGGUCAACCUGGUGUUGUUAUAUUUAUUAUUUGUGUCCUCACCUUCAUCUUCUACUUGCCGAGUAUUUUUCGAGGUGAGCUAAUCAAGUGCAUGCUGACUUCGAAGAAUGUUUACGUGUACUUGCGUCGGGAUAACAUCAUCUAUCAGCAAACCCUCUUUUACUCGGUGUACAAGGUCUUGGUGGAGAUUAUCUUUAAGAUCAUCCCCACGUUCAUAAUUGCCGGUCUCAACUUGCGUAUUAUGUGGGUCUAUCGUCGCACCUGCGCCCGGCGUCGCCAAAUGGUUCUGACCCGAGCCAUUUAUGCGAAGAACGAAGAUCCACGCAAGUUUGCAGAGGAGCGGCGACUCUUUUUGCUGCUCGGAAGCACCUCGAUCCUGUUUUUGCUUUGCAUUUCACCAAUGGCAAUCCUUCACAUGACGAUCGCCUCGGAAGUGUUGCCCAGCUUCCCGUUUCAGGUUUUCCGGGCCCUUGCCAAUCUAUUGGAACUCAUCAACUACUCGAUCACUUUCUAUAUAUAUUGUUUGUUUAGCGAGGACUUUCGCAACACUUUGUUGCGCACCUUCAACUGGCCGUGGGUAAAGAGCAAGUUGUUCCGCCGUCAGGUGGAUGAGGUGAGUGCUAGUCCGCCAGCAACGGCCACCGCUGCUGUUUGUAAUCCAGUUUGCCCCACCAUCCACAUAGAGCACUCAAAUCACCCGGAACAUGCCAAUGGUCCAUUUCGCAAAGGUCAAUAUGCGUAAACAUCAUAUCACCACCACCACAUCCGGCAUUGGACGUUCCAACAGCGUAAAUUGCCGGUGUUCAUCCCCUGUUUCGCCAACGCGCUUCUUUGACCCAGUCUAAGGGCCCUAUCAUCCAAGAUGCUGGGGGUGUUCCAAUGGUCUAUUCCGUUAUCAUCAUAUCACCAACAAUACCAUCUAACAUUGGACGCCCAUCUUCGACCCAAACUAAUGCUCCCCUGCAUACCCAACUGUCAUCCAAACACUUAAUGAUUACAAAUGUAUUCGACGCGUUUGCCCCACAUUUAACACAAUUCCCGCUACUGUCCACCAAAUACUACCUACCCGAAUGCCAAAGUCUUGCGCAUUUUACCACAUACACAUAUAGAGUUAUUCGCCUUGUUUGUCCUAACUUCAAAACAAUUCCCGCAUUAUAAUUAAUUAUAAUACCUAACAGAAAUACACCAAAUACCAUACGAACAGAAAAACUGACAAAAUUACAUACAGAGUCUUACUUUAUAUCGCUUUUCGCUCCAAAUUCCAGUUGUUUUCAAGUACUUCAUUACCAACACAAAAAAAUGUACUCCAGAGCAAGCAAUCAUUUCAAAAUUAUUUUCCCAAAUUGAAAAAGUGGUUAAAUCACAAGUACAUCACAUCGAUCAUUGUACAUUUAUUUUUCAGAGUGCAUACAGUCAACAUCGCCUUCUCAAAUUCACAAGAAACUUUAGUUAAUGAGAAGAUUCAUCGCAGUUGACUCUGCAAUAUACAUGAGUGUUUACCACAAAGAGUUAUUAUUUGUUGUUUUUUAAUGGCAGAGAUUUGAAUGGAUGUAAUUCAAUUUAACUAAUUGCAUAUUUUUUGAUGGUUAAUGAUUUUUUAUAGAGAUGUAAAAACACGAUGUGUGCACAUUCAUACAGAUGUGGUUUGUUUUCUAAAAUGUACAAAUAAUUUAUAAUAUUUGAUUUGAUAUUUGGGAUUCAAUAUUCAUUACAGGUUUAAUGAUUGAAAACAAAAGAAUUUAAAUAUUGGUCGCUUGAUGAGCUAAGGCUGUCCGACUUUGGUCCUUUAAGGACUAAAAGCAAUCGGAUGGGAUAUUCUUAGUGCGAUGUAAGACGAAUGAACUGAUGAAAUGACAUGAGCUUAAAGCAGAUAAAGAAAAGACAAACAGAAGACAGAAGACGGCAGACGGCAGAGAAUUUCAAGUGAGGUAAACAGACGAUUAAUGACGAUAAAGAUUGAUAAAUGAUUGAUAAACCACCAAGCGUGAAGUCAGAGAAAGGAGUUACUAGAGAGCCAAAGAUUACAUAAUCUAAAAUACAGAAACAAGCAAGGAGCCAUGUAGGCAGUUCUAAGAUAUCGUACAUACGAUGUUUGAGGUGUCUGAGGUGAUACAUAAAGUAGUUCACGAGUAAAAGCUUAGCCUAAAAGGCAGCAUAAGCUGGAAAGAAAUUAUUCAUUAGUCAAGUGUCUAAAAUAUUAAUCAUGGAUUUGUAUUAAUAAGUUAGGUAUAAUUUUAAAUCAAUUUAUACAUUUAUUUACUUUAUGGCCAUAAAAAACUUUUGUUUGUUCUCUUGUAUACUUAUAUCAAUAUCAUCAAAAAUCCAUAAAACCAACAACGAUAAAAAAAAUCAAGAUUCAUGAAUCAUAUUUAUGUAAGCCGGUAUAUUUGAAUUUAUACAACUAAAUAUAUUUAUAUAUAUAUGUAUUUAUAUCUAUUGAAUGUAGAACUUAAGUGCGUGCAAGUUCUGAUUUUUAACUUUUGUGACACAAGGAUAAUUUUCGUAAGACGAAGAAAAAAUUGUUAAAUUAAUUAUAAUAUGUUAAUUGUAUAACAUUAAGUUACAUUUAUGUCUAGUUGAUAAAAAUCAAUUUAUUAUAAAACGAAAUCGAUGAGAAUACUUUCUGCAAUUCUGAACUGUCCUGGCCUAGUCCAUGUUUAUUAAGUUAUCAACUAUUUUAAUUAGUUAGUCGAAGAUAAUGUAAGCUAAAAAUCCAAAAAAUCCAAAAAAUUCCCAAAAACUUGCAGCACGUGAAAAUGUCUCAAAAAUAAUGUGUGUACCUAGAAAAAAAAAAUACAAAAAAAAUAACUGUGCUAAAUGUUGUUUACCUACCAAAUAGCGCAUAUGUGAAAAUGAAACUAAAAACUACAAAAUAUGCUUCUUUACAAAAAAUAUACAUGUUUAACAUACUCAACAAGAGAUAAGAAUAACAAAAAUGAUAUCAUGAGGCGAAAGUACCAGCUAAUAAAUUUUUUUUGUGUGUUCUGCAGAGCACAGCUCAAAUAUAAGACGCAUAGAAGAGAGCAGAAGAGCGUAGAAGAAACUAGAAGAGUUAAGUACGACCGGACUAAUACUUACUAUAUACUAUAUACACAUCAAUAUACAAUUACAUACUUACAUAAAUUCAACUUGAAAUACAUACAGUAUAGCCAUAUACAAAUGCUGCAAAGAACAAAAAGAAUAUUCAUUUCUAUUUUUCCACAUUUUUCCUCUAUGGUUUCUCCAGAGUGUUUAUUACUGUCCUCUUUUCGCUAUUUUUAACAUAAUCCUCUACUUUAUUCGAUCAUCCCAACCCAUAAUUCGUGCAUCCUUUUACUUGUGCUUUAUGGGUCUAUCGAUGGUGGGAUCGUUCAUUUAAGGCUUUGGCUUUGUUAUAUACAAAUUACUUUUCCGGUGUAUUUGGAACAAAUUAUAUCAGCUUUACUCAAAAUCAAAGAAAAAAUAAUAAAUAAAAAUUCGAAAUCAGAUCUUAUAUUUGCAUAAGAUCAAAUAACUACGAUUAUAGAAAAAAUAGCAAUGACAUCGGAAAGCAUAUUGUCUGCGUGGAACCAUUGAAGAGGAAUAUAGAAGAAUUUAUAUACAUAUUUUUUGAUUUCUUGUGCAUUUGUAUAUGAAUUUAAAUUGUGGCUCAAUGUCAGUUGUAACGUCAAGCAAUUAAGACAGACACGAAAGCAAAAAAAGCACAAAUAUACUUACCAUAGCAAUAAAUAUACCUACCAUUCAGUAGAAUGCCAUCCUUAUAAGUGUCCAUGGAAUGCAAAAUAGCAUACUCAACGUACUAAAAUAUUCAGUAAAUGUAAAAGUAGUUUAAAGAAAAGAGAAAACACACUUAAACUCAAGAAAACGAAAACCACAGAUCACAAUAUACAAGUCACAAUACACAAUCCACAAUAUACAAGUCACA